Molecule: messenger RNA, 2313 nt
Organism: Cucurbita maxima (winter squash)
Lineage: Eukaryota; Viridiplantae; Streptophyta; Magnoliopsida; Cucurbitales; Cucurbitaceae
Exons: 9
Coding region: 173-1831 (552 amino acids)
Cellular component (GO): membrane
Source: RefSeq, a predicted model, not a curated record
AUGAUCACUAAUUCACUGCCCCCACCACACUUUCAUGUGAGCUCCUCUUCAGAGUUCUAUUAAUCUCCGUUACUUCGUUCUGAAGAUCGUUGAUCGGACUGGUACACUGCUCUUCUCUGUUCUUCGCUUACUGACUUCUUCAAAUGAGGUAGCUGUGGUUUUGCGGUUGCCGAUGAGGGGUUUAUCGAUAUCUGCUUCGAUUUCGCUUCUGUUUUUGGUGGAUUUUGCCGCGUUCUUCUCGGUUUUGGCUUUAUCUCACGAUUUGGUGCCUAGAGAUUCUGGAAAAUUCGUCUUAGGACAAGAAAACUUGGGUCCAUGGAAGAAUGAGAUAUUGGAGACUGCUAAAGCCCCAGGAUCUGCAAAUAACGACUCUCAAGGCCCUCUUCUAUUGGCAGCAAAUAGAACGAAGCGUCCAGAUAUUCUUCAUGGGUUUAGGGUGUAUCAAGGUGGCUGGGACAUUGCCAAUCGGGAUUAUUGGGCUUCUGUUGGAUUUACUGGUGCCAUUGGCUUCAUUCUUUCCAUCCUCUGGUUCAUUUCCUUUGGCAUUGCUCUUUUUAUUCAUCUUUGCUGUGGAUGGAAGUUAAACAUUAAAGGCGAAGAAUCAAAGACUUCACAGCGGAUUUGCCUCGCGUUACUUGUACUUUUGACAUGUGCUGCCACCAUUGGCUGUAUACUUCUAUGUUUAGGACAGAAUGAUUUUUACAAUGAAGGUUUGCAUACUUUGAAGUAUGUUGUAAACCAGUCAGACUAUACUGUGGAUACGCUUAAAAAUGUUACAGAAUAUCUCUCACUUGCAAAGACCAUUAGUGUGGCCGAGGUGUUUCUUCCAAUUGAUGUAAUCAACGACAUUGACAAGUUAAACGCGGAUUUAAAUACCGCUGCAGAUACAGUGGCCGAGAAGACGAGUAUAAAUUCUCAUAAAAUAACAAGAGUUUUCAUUGCUAUGCGUUCAGCAUUAAUUACCGUUGCUGCGCUCAUGCUUCUUCUGGCUCUCGUCGGUCUUUUCCUGUCGUUCUUUGGAUAUCAACAUGCAAUGUAUAUAUUAAUAGUCAGUGGUUGGCUACUUGUGACAAGUACAUUUGUUCUUUAUGGAUUGUUUGUAAUCCUUGACUGUGCAGUUUCUGAUACUUGUAUGGCAAUGGAAGAAUGGGUGGAUAAUCCUCAUGCAGAAACAGCUCUUAGCAAUAUCCUUCCUUGUGUUGAUCAUAAAACAACAAACCGGACGCUAAUCCAAAGUAAAAAGAUUGUAAACGACAUUGUGAGCGUUGUUGAUCAAUUUGUGUACAACUUCGCCAAUGCAAAUCCUCCCCCAGGACUUCCCAACUACUGCAACCAGUCUGGACCUCCAAUGCCAGCUCUCUGUUACCCAUAUAACUCUCAGCUGGAAGAAAGUAGAUGUGGCGAUAACGACGUGACUAUCGACAAUGCAUCAACAGUUUGGCAGAAGUUUGUGUGCCAAGUAUCGGAAUCGAAACUGUGCACCACGGUUGGGAGAGUCACACCGGACAUCUAUUCCCAGAUGGUGGCUGCAGUGAAUGAGAGUUAUGCACUUCAGCAUUACACUCCCCCUUUGCUUAGCCUCCAGAACUGCAAUUUCGUAAGGGAAACGUUUCACAACAUCACCACAGGUUACUGUCCUCAUCUGCACCAUCAUCUCAAGAUUGUGAAUGUUGGACUUGCAAUGAUUUCUGUUGGAGUAUUGCUCUGUCUCUUGCUAUGGAUACUAUAUGCAAACCACUUCCAAAGGAGGAGUGAUGUGUUAGUGAAGAUAUCAAUGAGAUCUCACAUUGAUUGUAGAGGAACGAGUGCCAGCGAGGACGUUGAGCCAUGAAGGGGGUGGAUUGUGAGAUCUCACAUCAAUUGAAGAGGGGCACAAGUGCUAGCGAGAAAGCUGGGCUUUGAAAGAAGGUGGACCAUGAGAUCCCACAUCAAUUGGGGAGAAGAACGAAAUAUUUUUAUAAAGAUGUGGAAACCUCUUCCAAGCAAAUGUGUUUUAAAAACUUUGAGGGAAAACCUGAAACGGAAAGUCCAAAGAGGAUAAUAUCUGUUAGCAGUGGGCUUAGGCUAUUAUAAUAUCGUUGUCGAUAAAGCGGACGAAUCCAGUGACAUCAAGCAUCGGAUGAGGAGUUUAGAGAGGUAGAGAAGAAAAAAAAUAGAUAGCAGGUUGGAAGCUUAAGUUUCCUCCUCGAAUGGUAGAGUGAGUAGCUAUAUGCUCAUGUAGUAUAUAUACCCCUUUCAAGGGAUGAAACCAAGGUGGGGCGCAGCGCCAUUUUGGGUGGAAAUAUAAUCAAAGCAAAAUUCAAUUUUCGGUUA